Molecule: messenger RNA, 966 nt
Organism: Funneliformis caledonium
Lineage: Eukaryota; Fungi; Glomeromycota; Glomeromycetes; Glomerales; Glomeraceae
Source: the annotation of a GenBank genome assembly
AUGACUUAUCUUGCAUUUGGAUUAUCAUAUAUUAUUUUAUCAAAUUCAAUUGAAGGACUUGGUAAUCCUCAAACAUCUAAGAGGAAUCUUGCCCUUGUAGUCAUAUUUUAUUACUUUGGAUUUUAUUUAUUGAACACUGAAAGAGUUCAAUUAAAAUAUCUAGGAUGGAGAAGAUAUUUUAACGUUUACAAUUUUUUUGAUUUGUUUUCGGUCAUAUUGCCAUUCACUUCAGCUUCUAUACAAAUUUAUUAUAAACUAUCAGCUUAUUUCAGAUAUGAAAUCCAUUCUGUUGUUGCUAGUUAUUUUGAUCUGAAUCAAGAAAAUUUCAUAAUAUUUAAUGCAUUUACGAUUUUAGUAAUGUGGAUGGAAAUUAUUUUGUUAUUACGGUACUUUGAGAAAACCGGAGCUUACAUAUACAUUGUCAUGAAUAUCUUACAAAGUAUAACAUCUUUCUUGAUUUUUAUAUUGCUGAUCGUCCUCGGAUUUGGUCAUACUAUUAUCCUUCUUGUUACGAUUUUACAAAAUAUGUUGAUCGCAAUUAUGGCUGGCGCGUACGAUCAAGCAAAAGAAAUUAGUAAACAUGCCGCGCUGAAAUACCGAGCGGAAUUGAUCGCAGAUUAUGAAUUAUUUGAUAAACCAUUUGGGAAUCGAAAAGGGGAUCCUCGAUACAUUUUUUACUUUGGAAAAACCGAUUAUAUUGAGAAAUGGUUAGAAAAAUCCGAAAAAUUUAGAGAAAGUUACAAGAAUUUCUUGGAAGAAAUAGAAGGUGCUAAUCCAUGGUCCUAUGAUGAUGAUGAUUCGGAUAAUUUAGAUCAUUUUCAAAAGUUUCAUCAUCAUUCUCAUUCAUAUACCUGUUCCUCUAGUUUACCAGAUGAUGAUUCUGAAAUUUUAAAUUCACAAAAACGAAUCGUUCCAUUAUGUUUAUAUUGUCCAUGGAACAAGACAUAUCUGAAAAGUUGCGUUUAA